Messenger RNA from Orycteropus afer afer, 501 nucleotides. The record is from RefSeq and is a predicted model, not a curated record. Lineage: Eukaryota; Metazoa; Chordata; Mammalia; Tubulidentata; Orycteropodidae.
AUGGAAGAAGAUACUAGCCUGUUCCCUGAGGAGGAAUUGGAUGAUGGCCCGAAUUUGGACAACGAUAACACAGGUGGGUUAGAGGAUCCAGAAUUUGAGAUUGAAGCUCUUCCCCAGGAAACAGAUCUUGAUGCUGUGCUGGAAUACUGCUGUCCAGGGAAAGAACCAAAUACUAAUGCUGAGAAAACAAAGAUGAAAACAGCUGAGAGAGCUCGGGCUCUGCGCCUGAGAAGGGACCUGAACCACCUCGAUACAGUGCAUGAAGAGAAAGAGCUUUUAAUUCAGAAAACAAGAGGUGAGCUGCGUGCUUGCCGCCAGAGGAUCGACUUCAUCACCAGACAGCAGGCGGCCAUGGCAGCAGAAAUCGCCAAGGAGAAGGAGGCCAACAACAUUGCCGCAGUGGGGCGCCUCCAGGCCACCUGCAGCCGCCUGUGCACAGAGCUGGAAAAUGAGAGGGACCUGGAGUUGAAAAUCACCUCUACACUGAAGGAGAAUGAGUGA